UCGGUAUUGAUUUCAAAUUCAAAAUGGGAUUGUUUUAAGUUAUACGAAGAAAAUGCGCCCAUUUGCUGGAGUACCGUACCACCGCACUCCCCACCUUGACCCCUCAUUGCAUGUAUGCUACCCUUAUAUAUAACUCUGUAACAUUUAUAUCUAUCGUCGAUAUCCUUCCUUCUGGCUUCGAUAAUCUCCCUCAUAUAUUCAAUUCGUCUACUUUGUGUGUUAAUUUUGACGAUCCUGCUUCAGACACUCCAAUCCAACCUCACACAAAUCGCAGCCAUGACCCAAAUCGUUCGCCAUCCGGUUGCAACCGGUGCUGCCAAAAUUCUUGCGGACAAACGUGCGGCUGAGCAGCCCUUGAAGCUAUACGCUGGCUGGUUUUGCCCAUAUGUCCAACGCACCUGGCUCGCCCUCGAAGAGAAGAAGAUCCCAUACCAAUACAUCGAAAUAAACCCAUACGACAAAUCCCCCUCCUUGCUCGCUUUGAACCCAAAGGGCCUCGUCCCAACCAUCGCCGCCCCCCUCCCCAACAACCAGGGCACAAAACCUCUCUACGAAUCCAACAUCAUCAACGAAUACCUCGAAGAGGCCUACCCAGACCACACCCCACAUCUCCUACCCAAGGACCCAUUCGAGCGCGCCCGCGCCCGCAUCUGGAUCGACUUCGUCGGCGCCCGCAUCACGCCCUCCCAACGCAAGAUCCAGUAUGCGAAGAACCAGGAGGAGCGGGACGCAGCGCGCGCAGAGUUCCUCAAAGCCAUUAAGGAAUUUACCAGCGCGAUGGAUCCCGAGGGCCCCUAUUUCCUUGGCAAGGAGAUUGGGUUGCCGGAUAUUGCGCUGGCGCCGUGGGUGGCUAGGUUCUUUUUGAUUGAGAAGUUCAUUGAGGGUGGGACUGGGAUUCCUGCGGAGGGGAAGGCGGGGGAGGAUGAGAGCGUUUGGGCUCGGUGGUGGAAGUGGGAGAAAGCGCUUAGGGAGAGGGAUAGUUUUAAGAAUACGAUGAGUGAGAAGGUGUAUUAUGAGAAUUUGGCGACGCAGGACUGGGCCCGGUGAAUUUUUUUCCCCCUCUUUUUUGCUUCUUCGUCGCUUUUUCUCUGGAAAUAAAAUUUGUUGAGGAAAGUUAUGUUAAUAGUUUUUUUCUCCCCCUUUAUCGUGUUUGUUUGACUCUAGGACGGCCGGUUUCACUACUUCUCGCAUUUGAUUCAACAUGCUGGUUUCCGUGAGAUAUGAGAGACCAGGCAUAAACUAACACUCACGGGGAGAGGUUGUUUGUGUAUAUAGUGACGGGAGUGAAAGGACGAGUUCGUAUCCAAAUUUACUACCUAUUACUAUCCCACUGGACGCAAUUUUCAGAACGGGAAUGAAAAUGUUCUCUGGAGUAUAACCAAGUAACCAGAACAACAGAUGAAAGAAACACAGCCGGGAUUCAACCUCGGGAGUUCAACAACUUACCCUAGGUACAGUAGUUAAUUGCUCGAUCUGUAAUAAAUGGUAGGGUGGGAAAUAAAAUGAUAAAUGUAGCUACGAGCUCUGGAAACUGUUACGCCACCUAGAAACGGGCAUUCACCCGAUAUGUUUAAUAGUUACAGUAAUUUUUUAGGAGAAGAGAAAUGGAAGACAGUAAGGAGCUAUACGCCAAUCCGCGAUUCGCCCCUUGUUAAUAUUUUUAAAGCAUAACAAUGAAGAAUUACAAUAUACCUUGUUGGAAGAACUUAGUGCGCCGCUGGCAUUCGUC
Molecule: messenger RNA, 1729 nt
Organism: Blastomyces dermatitidis ER-3
Lineage: Eukaryota; Fungi; Ascomycota; Eurotiomycetes; Onygenales; Ajellomycetaceae
Product: auxin-induced protein
Exons: 3
Coding region: 277-1047 (256 amino acids)
Cellular component (GO): cytoplasm
Molecular function (GO): glutathione transferase activity
Source: RefSeq, a predicted model, not a curated record